AUGUAUGUCGGCAGAACGGUUGCUGGUCUUCCAUCGGGUAGUCACGAGUUCGCAAUUCUACCGCCACAUUUUGUGGAGCAAGAUGAAUGGGUAAAACUUGGUGUUACAAGGGUAUUUCAAGGGAUACCCGAACAUUUACUGUUUGUUGGAGAGUUUUGCCUCGCGUCAUUAGUGUAUCACACGCCGUACAUCAGAAUGCACCUCCCUCCUCGCCACCCUCUUUUCGAGACGGCAUUAUUUCAGGAUCCAGAGCUUCUCGGGAAUUUGAGCUCAUGUGUACAGUGUGGAUACGCCGGGCCUAAAACACAGCUCAAAGCAACGGGCCUUCCGCCUCAUGUAUCCAUUUUAGGCCAAAUGAGAGUACUGCAAGACAAUACGCUGUCAACUAUCGAAAUGAUUGAGGAAUCCCGCCGCGAAAUUGUGAAGGAUAUUAUUCAUGAGCUGGAAGAGCGUGCUAUCGGCGCUGGAACUGUCACGUUCGACGGGCUUCAUGACGCUCUACGGAAGUGCCUUGAAGAAGCCGGUGUUCACGAUCUAGUUAGCCAGCCCAACGUGUCAGAAGUACAGCAAGACAUCGAGCAGGAUCCAGAUGACAAGCGAACAGCGCUGCCUACCUUCUUUUGGGCUGGGAGAUUUCGUCGGGUCCCCUGA
This is a messenger RNA of Phytophthora sojae, 651 nucleotides long. RefSeq lists its product as hypothetical. The transcript has a single exon. The coding region runs from base 1 to 651 and encodes 216 amino acids. NCBI's taxonomy places the organism in Eukaryota, Oomycota, Peronosporomycetes, Peronosporales, Peronosporaceae. The record is from RefSeq and is a predicted model, not a curated record.